CUCGCUGCCUGCAAUGCGCGAGUCCAUCCAUUUUUGCCGCUGAAAAAAAGUGGCUCUAAUAUUUAUGUUGUGGUUCUCGGCGUAUGUGUUGUGCUGUUCGCGUUUACGUGGGUGUUGCGGAUACGUUACGGAUACUCGUGCAUCGGAUACACGCAUCGUCAGCCCGUAGACUCGCCGACGCUGGUCCAAGGUGCAGUUUGGAGGUGCUGGGUUGUCGUCGAGCGGCGUCCGACGGAGCGCGGUGGGAACGCGGCGUCCGGCGGCGGGGUCUGAUGCUUGCGCAAGCGAAGGCAUGGAGGGCCAGGCCCCUAGCCCCGUGGAAGCGCGCUUCGCCCCGGGGGCCCCGUGUCCGCUACAGCAGCACUACGCCAGGAUGCUCAUGCAGCAGCAGCACGCGGUGCCCACCUCCGCAGGCACCGCCCUAUUCCCUUACCUGAGCGCUCUGAGCAACAACGCAUCCAGCCCCGGCGGGAGCCCUCUGGGUCCCCUGGGAAGCUUCCGGGCUCCGCAUACGUCGCCAAACAUGGCCGCCAUGCGCCAGUUCUGGCCCCCUACCCCUCCGCCCGAUAUGUCAACUUCUCCUGGCUACAGUCGCUAUGGGGGGAGCUACUACUCUCUGUUCCCACCUCUGAGCUCCCCACCCGACCCCUUUGGGCCCCCUGGAAGCUUGUUUCCUCGCUUGGCACACUCUGCUUCCCACUACCCUUCACUUCUGGACAGAGAUGGCGGAUUUCUCUCGCAAAGCCUGGGCUCGCCCUUGUCGCACUACGCUUCGGCACUGUCACCUCUUGCCAGCUCUUCGCUGCUGUCACCACCCACAUCGACUUCGACGGGCACGGAUCUGAGCCACCCCGGAAAGGUGCUUGACGAGCCAAUCACACCCACAACACACAGCCAUGCUGACAGUCUGCUGACCACCGUAGCACCGCUCAACUCAUCCACGCAGAGUGUCCGACCAUUGAGCAAGCCUCCAAACGCACACACGAAGGACCGCUGCUCAGAGAAGUCUCGCUCGAAAAAGUCGUCCCAGAAAAGCACGAACAAAAGUGGCCCCACCGACCUGUCGAUGGGUGCCACUCAAGCGACCGCUGGCCGAACAAAGACUGUUGAGAAGUGCUCGCACUGCACCUGCAAGCAGCCACCGCAGAACUGUGGCACUGUGACCAGUGCAUCGUGGUCUGAGGACUUGUCGAACAAUGGUGGCACUGCCGCCACAGUCGGGGUGGCCAGCUCACCGCCGACAGAGCCUUCGACAACUGUGGGCAUGUCGUUGCAUUGCAUUCCGUCUGAUCAGGUGACGUCAACUGUUCCAUCCCCAUCGGCGCAUCCGCCACCCCUGUUGUCACCAACGGGGCCUGCCGUUGUCAGCUCGUCGACUCCAGAUGUCAGUCUCACACCACCAACUCCCGAGGCGGCUGCAGACUCCCCUGUUUCCAACACACCCCCGUUGCAUUCUCCUCCACAGUCCUCUCUUCUUCGCAACCUUUCUCCCAUGCCCAAAGCCAUGCCAGAGUUGUCUACAAGCUCUCAAAAGGACACCAGUGUUUUCGUGGGAGGAGAUUGCAGCUCAACGACAGACGAGUGCCGUGCCAUCGCUGCCGUGGCUCCCGUGAUGCCCGUCAGUUGUGUGACACCUGUGAGUUCGGUGGCCCCCGUCGUGAGUGUCGUCACGCCUGUGAAUACUGUCUCCCCAGUCAAAGCUGUCAUUUCCCCCGUCAGCACCGUCGCACCUGUCAAUACCGUCACACCUGUUGUCAGUACCGUCACACCCAUCAAUAACGUCACACCCAUCCCUACCGCCGCUACAGGCCGCCGUUACCACUGCGGCAUCAAUCACGUCAUGCCCAUGGCGCCCGUCAACCCCGUGGCUGCUGUUGUCCCACGAUUACCGUCACCAAAGGAAGAAAAAGAAGAGAUGCGACCGGAGUGUCGCUAUACCAUGGCAGUCACCAAGCGGGAGCCAGCGGAUCUGGAGCAACGCGCUACAGGCCCCGCGCUUGUGCCUCUGGGCAAGAAUGCAGUCAUGCUUUCGGUGCAGCAGACAAAGGUUGUCUCGCAGACCAGGCUCCGCGGUGGCAGCAAGAGCAGUGGGCUUGCUGUGGGUGUGGCCAAGGCCUCUGCCAAGACCACAUCGGUUUUCUCCACACCUCUCGGCUCGGGCACAGGUUCGCCCAAGGUGCAAGAAGUGGCUCCGGUCAAUCUCAAGAUUUCCAAGUCGUGCGAGGCUGUCCUCCAGAAGCCCGACGGCGCCACCUCCACGGGAAUCCCGACCUGCGUGGCAGUGGCAACGCGACGGCCGCAGGAGGCUGGUGGCAGCAAGAUUGUGGUGGAGGAGAAGUGCGACACCACGGUGUCAGUGGUUCCUGCUCUGAGUGUGCUCAAUGCCUCCAGCCAGCCGAUCCCUGUGGGCAUCGCUGUGGCACAGCAGCGCCAAGAUCACACCAUCACAUGCAGCAAGACAAGCUUGUCGUCAAGUGCAGCAGAGCAGAGUCAUAUAACAGCAGUCAGCUGCUCUACGGUCAUCUUGGCGGCAGGCGGUUCAGACAGAGGACCACGUCUCUGUGAGUCGAGGCAAGGACCAGCUGCCCACCAAGGAAUGGCCGAGACAACAACGACGUGCCUCGUCACUGCUGGCCCUGUACCAGCGCACACCACGUGGGACUCCCAUUCUGAUGCUCUGGCAAUUCGGCCUGCCGCGGCUGCACUGCCGUGGUUGACGACGCCAGCGCCACCUGUGGUGACCACGCCUACCAUCUGGCUCCCGCAAGAGGCCACUCCACCACCACUUGCGUCACCUGGUGGCUUUCAACUGGCACGGGACACCCUCACCGGUCAGUUGUACCUUGUUCCUGCAGCACCAACAAGCUGGACACUCUCCGGUGCUGCCACCGCAAGCCCCGUGCAGCAAAUCCUGACCACUCAGCAGCACACAACGUUCCAGCAGAUCAUGCCAGACCAGUGGAGAAGCGAGCUGAAACCCACUGCAACGGUUUUUGAGGCAGUGCCCCCAAAGCUGGAGAUUCUGGAGGCGGCAAAGGACCUGUCGACAGGAGCGGCAUUUACAUACUCCACAAUGCCGACUGCGGUGGCGACUCCGCCGGCCCCCUCUGUGGUGUCCUACCUGUACGACCCGUCUGCAGUGGUGCAGCAGCUGACUCAAGUGGCUGGCACCACGUCCAUGGUGGCCACCUUGGCCUCUGGAAAGGUCUCCCAGGGCACGUCUCCCCUGGUGACGACCAGCAGCCCCUCGUUGCCACCCCAACCCUUGGUUGAGCAGGGAGUGCAAGCGUCAUGUGACACGGACAAUGCAACCGAGGAGAGUGACGACGACACACUGCGACCAACACCAGCCCUGCCUUGUGUCAAGCCAGGGUCCGCGGUGACUUCGGUCACAACAGCAAUCCAGGUGGACAUGGACUGCCAAACGACUUCGGAUGACAAUGAGCCAGAUGAACCGAUGUCUGUUGCCGUGCAGACGACAGACUCUGCCAACCAGACAGACGACUUGCCACAACAGACGACGCAGCCACAUGUAGAGCCGGAGGAGCAUGACCCUGGCAUUCGCACACCGCUGUUUACGCCUCCGCGAGCAAAGGUUCAGGACAUGUCUGACAGCGAGAUAGACGACUCCAUACCAGUGCUUCUCACUCAAACUUCGGGUGUUCAGGAGUUCAUCGACCACCACGGAUUGGAUCUGUUGGUCGACAGCAUCGAAGAGUUUGCGGCCAACCAAGAGGCUGCGGCAGAAAGCAUGCCACGGUUAGAGAAGUCCGAGACUUCUCGGGAUUCGGUUGGGGAGGCACUGGUGUUGCCAGAAAAGGGCAGUAGUCCACCGGCACUAACCGCUCAGUCGCCCUCUUCUCGUCCGGAGGAAUGGUUUGCCCGUCGAAGCUUCAGCCCAGGCCCAUCAUCCAAAAUGGCACCACAGAGUCCACCGUCUCCACCUCUGCUCGAGGCCAACCUCGACUCUCCGAACAAUUCCAAGAUCUCACUGUUUGACUCACUCAAGAUUGUAACAGACUCAACUGAUUCUUUUGAAGACAAAGACUGUUCAGUGGGAAUGGCUCUUCAGCAAUCUGCCUUUGCACCGUCGAAGACGGGUUGUGACUCGGAACGAUCGUUUGCGGAGGCAAAUACUUUCAGCACACUGGUGACUGAGAAUGCAGCUUUCCCAACGAAACACGCAGCAUCGCCUUGUAAAACAGACGUUACAAAGGACUUCUCUGGUGACGACCUGAGCUUUGUCUUUAAAGGUUCUCAACCAGCAGAGAAUGGGUAUAGCGGAUUUGAAAGAAGCGCAAAAGAUUUAUCCCAGACAAAACCUCCAUUCCAGUGGCACGAUGUUUCAAAUGAGUCGGUGCAGCCCAGAGUUGUGGCUGGUGAUGUUAGUUUAGUUGCAGGUUCUGCCGCGGCAACGUUUGAUGGGUCGUGUACGGAUGGCCUUGGCCUUCUGUGUGCGCUUGCUGAACAGAGAUUCUUGGAAGAGACAAGGAAGUCCUCCGAGGUCGCAGAGCUGCCGGUGGAAGAUGAGAAGGCAGCGCCAUGUUCCGUUACUACUGAAAUGGCUCCCACGAAUGAAAAUGGCGGGAAGCCGUGUGAAGAUGAAGGGAAGCUGUCGGCUGUCGAAUCUCUGGAAAAGGCGGAACGAGAGAUGCGCAUCCAACUGGCUGAGCUACAGCGCAAGUAUCGGGAAAAGCAGCGGGAACUGGCAAAGCUGCAGCCUCGGAAGGACAAGGAAUGCGAUCAGGAAAAAAGUUCAGCGCACAGGAAGGCGUCAUCUACGUCAACAUCUCAUCAGGGGAAACAUUGCCACUCCUUAACAACUGAGCCGUUGUCACCGUUCGAUGCGUUGAAGCAGAGCUCUGCUGCAAAGGAGGUUGUCACAGACAAGAAGGCCGAUGAAGCUGCUUCAAGCAAGGAGCUGGUGAAGUCUUCGGGUCAUGAGGCAACCACCAAAAAAGCAGCAGAAAAGGUUACAGCGUCACCAGCAUCGAAAGAUGUUGAAAGCAAAAGGCCCCAGCCAUGUGUGCCACCUUUAACCAUCAAAAUUGGCUCAGAGCCAUACCAAGCGCUGACUGAACCGGAAGGCAAAGCAGGGACAUCAGAGCCAAAAGCAGCAGCUGCAACUGGCUCGGCCUCAAAACAGCGACGGAAAUCUUGCCCCGAGCCAAGCGAGCCAUCAUAUGCGGUGUGCUCUUCAAAGCAUCCAAAUGCAACAAAGGCAAAGGAAAAGCAAGAAAAGCCAGCCAAAUCGACAGCAGAGCCCCAGCAGCAAGCGAAGAAGUCGAGUCAUAAAGGAAGUUCAAAGAACAAGGAGUCCAGUUCUGGAUCGAAACCGGAGGACGACAUUUGGUGUGUGCGUCGCAGUGAACGCAUAUUUCUUUUGGACGCUGGAGUGGUUAAGUCAUCGUCGCUGUCCAGCCCACCCGAACGUCAGGAAGCCAGCACCUCCGGCACGUCGCAGCGUGCUAAGCCCGAAAAGCGCCGAAGGCAGAAAUUGGUUUCAGUGCUGCGGAAGUGCCCUAAAGCUGUUGGGGUGACACCAAACGACACAGCCUCCGACGACCAGGGGAGUGAUUCCACCGAAAAUGUGCCCCUCAGCCGGCUUUCGGCGGCUGCGAAAAGCAGUUCAGAUCAACCGCAGCAGUGCUACCUGCUGCCGGAGGAUCUUCACGACCUCACACGCGUCGUGAUGCUAGAGGACGGCCUUUUCUAUACGGGCUACAUCAAUGAAAUUCAGGCACCAGAUGUCUAUGGCAUCACACUGGAUGGCGAGCGAGGCAACAGACCGCACAUAUUUUCUCGUGAAGAAAUUUUGAAGGCAGCGGUGCGUGAAGUGAAGCCGCACUCUCUGAAAGAAGUGCCCGAGGGUCGCCGUGUCUGUGCCUACUGGAGCCAACAGUAUCGUUGCCUCUACCCUGGUCUGGUUGCUAAAGCCACCAGUCCGAACCCUUCUCCAAAUAAUUCCCUUGUCUAUGUGGAAUUUGACGAUGGUGAUUCUGGAAAGAUUCCCAUAGAAGAUGUCCGGUUGCUGCCGCAAGACUUUCAUCCUAUUGCUGGAGACCCGCACCCAUCACUUGUCCUGAACAAAAAGCGCUGCCGGAAUGCAGAGAAUGGACAGGAAGCUUCCGCAUCCAAUCAGCAAAACCCACAAAGGGUGCCAAAGAGGAAGAAGCCCAAGGGCAAGAGUAAAAACGCAAGAAGCACUUCGAGUGACGAGUCUGACUCGGACAGUGGUGAUGUCUUCGACGGACCAAGUACGUCGAAAAAACAGCGGCGGGAGCACAAGCAUCGCCGGCAUCACAAACAUCAUCGCUGUCACCACCGGCACAAACACCACAAGCGACACCGGGAACAUUCCACGGACGCUGCCAACCAGAAGGGCGGUAGCAGCAAGGCUACUCGCCGAGACAGUGCGGCAACGACUACGUCCACCUGUUCGUCGGAGCCUUCGACCUCGGGAUGCUCCCUGUACUCGGCAGGGCCCAGCGGCUUGGGAAACAAGUCCGGACUGAAAGUUCGGAUCCGGACUUCAUCCACAGAAAUGCAGCAGGUAGAUUCGGAGAGCAGCGAUGAUGCCUCAGACGAUAGCAGUUCAUCAGACGAGGCUGUGAGCAUGGCUUCUAAAAGGGGUCCUGCCAAGCGAAAAGGGCGCCUCCCCUCGGUGGAGAAAAGCAAAAUCGCGGCAUUCUUGCCGAUGCGACAGCUGUGGCGAUGGUCGGGCACAAGCUCCCAACGGCCGGGGCUGAACGGGAAGGCCAGGAAGUAUUUUUACAGCACCAUCUUCAGGGGCAGGGAAGCCAUUCGGGUUGGUGACUGUGCGGUGUUCCUGUCGACGGGACGGCCCAACCUGCCAUACAUUGGCCGCAUCGAAGCCAUGUGGGAAGGCUGGAACGGAAACAUGGUGGUCCGCGUCAAGUGGUUCUACCACCCGGAGGAGACCAAUGGACUUGCUAGGCGUCUCAGGCACCCCAAGGGUGCACUGUUCGAUUCUCCACACCUGGACCAGAACGAUGUGCAGACCAUUUCUCACAAAUGCGAGGUCCUUUCUUGGGAGGAGUACAGGGCGAUUCACAGGAUACGCAGCGACGAAUCCUGUGCCGAUGUUUACUACCUCGCUGGAUGCUACAACCCCUACGAGAAAACCAUCUCGAUUAAGCCCUCAUUGACGCUGUGAUUAUGUCGGUAGACUGCAAUCUCGUUUGCGGAAAGCUACGUGCAAGGCGUGCGCUGUCUAGUGGCUUCCUCCGCAGUGUUUUUAACUUGUCAGCAAAUGAAUUAUACAGAAGCGGUGGUUGCAAAAUUUAAUUACGACGUAAUCUAACAUGACCAGGAAGGACGGUGCACUACUAAAUAUCCAGCUUUAUUUCUCAUUUGUUAUCAGGAUACUUGAGACGCACAUUUCAAUGUGCUUGCAACUGUUUAUGCUGCAUUUGGCAUGCAUUUGUCAUAGCAAACCAUAGACCAUGUAGUUACCUGGUGAAAACUGUCUCCUUAGUGCGUAGUCAUUGUAGUGUCUUUAUUCUUCACACAGUGUUUAUAGUAGGCUUGUCGAAUGUCGCUAGCUGGUGUAGAGAAGCUCUCUGUUGGAAAACAGAUGUAAUACUGGCCUGAAUAUUGGAUUGUUUAAGUAAACCAUAUGCUUACGCCAGCAUUACCAUUCAACUACAAGCCUCUGCGCAUCAACUAGUGGAAUUCGUAUUUGCGUUUCUGUUGUGAAAUUCCUUGAUGUCGUAAUCUACACGUUGUUGAAGUGUUUGGCACAAAGUUGCCGUGAGCCGGCAAAACAGCUCGGUGCCUCGUGGCCGCCGAGCUUACGUGGCGGGCACCUUUGACACAAGAGGGCAUAUCAGAAGAUGUCAGGGGCCAGUGUCGAUAGCAGGGCGGGCUGUCUUCCAAAGACGGGGAGGAAUUAUCAGGGGUGUGAGAGCUGUCUCCUUUUCUUGCUUUCAUGUUUGUGUUUUGUGGUCGGUUCUUGCGUAAGCCCGCAUAUUUUUUCGUUUGAUUUGACACACUUUUUUCACCUAUUGUGAUGGGCCUGAGGAAGAUUCACUUGAGAGGAGUUCAGGCGCCACUGUCGCGCCUCCUCCUCUCGGUUUACGGACAGGAACGGGUGUCCGUGUGAAAUGUGUACUGCUGUUUGUACUAUACUCUCUCGUCUCGUGCGUGCACCUACACAACAUUGCUCGGUGUGUCUUUUUUGUACACUUUCUUUUGUUCUGACAAGACUGUGCAGACAGCCUCCAAGCAUGUCAUCAUGCAUUCGACGAGUUAUUAUGAAGGCAGGCACUUUAAGAGCUUGUAGCUCGGUUCGGCGUAUAAUGUAUGCGGCCUGAAUAAAUAUGCCUUGUUUAAGUUGCAAACCGUUGCACAUUAUAUAUGGGAUUCGCAAACAAUCACCUGUCAAAGUGCGAUCACUUCCAUAAAAGUUUGUGUGACUUGGCAGCAUUGUCCCAAGCUUGCCACCUCCACACCUAGCUUGCAACUUCACUGCAGUCAUUACGGUAGUGUAAUGUGGUAUUUUGCGAGGGUGAUCGUAUCCCACAAAGUGUUGGUAGGGCCUGUCCUUUUCAUUAGAGCAUAAAAUGUCAUUAUAGAUGCAGAAAGGGUACCUACUCUUUGCAACAUAUGCCCGCUCUAAUGUUAUUUAUUAUUAUUAUUAUCAAUACACUUAAAGAAAAAAUUUGAGACAAGAUUUUACGUUACAUCUUUCUGCGGUGAAGCCUUAUGAAGCAGUUGCUUUAGAAGAAUGCACGUACACCCCCACAGGGGUUUGGCUUCUUGGAGGCUGUCAAGCGGGCUUGUAUGUUUAUCUUUCUCAACUGUGCACUUGUUACCGCUCAUUUUCCUCUAGCACGCAGCUGUGUAACCUCUGUAGUGGCAUCAUGGAACACAAUGGCAUGCCUCACCCCUCCGUCUCUAUGCAUUUUCCCCACCCUCACAUGUCGGAAGCGCGCUUGAUUAGGAGGUGUCUGUAAAACACCGCCGUGUCUGUGAAACUCGUUCUCCCACGUCAAAGUUCUUCGCUGUUUGUAAAACAAAGCCACACGCCAACUGUUUGAGCAGCGGCGCGCUGCUCUCCGUCGUUCACGCUCGCGACGACGGGUGCGAGCGCACGUUUUUUUUUUGUGUGUCGCUGUCGUGGUCGAUAACCAUAGCUGAGGUCAUCACAUCACCGCGUACAUUUUGUGCAUUUCACCCACCUCAGAAAACCAGUGUUUCUUUCGCCUUUUGUAUGCGUUGCACUAUGUUCUACGAGCUGCUUCGAAGUCGCUUGUUUUUGGAACUGCUGCAUUGAGCUACUAGCUGGAGUGGAUAGCAACCGGAGUUUUCGUCCUCAUGCAUGCACUGCUUGCUACUGUGAGCUUUGUCGAAUUGCAUCGCUCCAAGACAAGGAGGAAAAGGCACUUGGGAGUGCACACUGAUGCUGAUGGUUCUGUGCUGGGCAGCUGGCCACAGGUACAUGGAGGUUUUCUUAAGCCCAUGUCUACAAUGCAUACGAGGCCAGUGAUUCCUUGCAUAAGUCACUGUUGCACAACAAUUACUGCUAUCAUCACGUGACAGAAACCGAGUAUGAGAAGCAGUCAUCUGCUUUGACUGCACCUUGAACAAACUACAGUCGCCAGCAGCUGAUGACUAGUGCCUCGAUUGUCAUCUGUUCUUGCACAAAGCUGGAUCUCUCAUCAGUGAUGAGCAGCACGUCUUAGUGAUGCUGAGACUGAAAGGUUUCGAUCUGAAGCCGGCAGGGAACAGCUGCUGGUUCAUUGUAAGUAAACACUUGUUAGCUGGCUCAAUCCUAGAACAACUUUGGUAACUUUUCAUCUCUGUGGUGGUUGUGGCAGCAUGUACACUCCGCGAGCUUAUCGGUGUUUUACUCAAGUUUGCACCGUGUGAAAGAAAAAACAAGAAAGCUGCUCUACUCAUACACUGAACUCUGAAGAGCAACACGCAUACACACGGAAAUCCGGUGUCAGUGCAAAACAUGAAGCGAACGCGAAUUUUUUUUUACUACUUUGCAACAUUUAAAGAAAAGAAUGUCUUUGCAGUGAUUUUGCAAAGCUCUGUUCUGUGCUGUUCACAGAAACGGUGUGCUCAAAGCUUAAUGGGCUUUGGAUUAUCAGGGUUUCACAGUGCUUCAUAUCUUAGUAGGGGAUGUUGUCAUAGGGUUGAGUCAGCGCUACACGCUUGUGCCAUGAAAGUGUAUACCACUGUUUAAUGGGUUUUCGGGCUGUUUAGGUGCUGGCUAUUCUGCAACUACAACCGUAGGAGGAUGCAUAUAUAUGCAUGGCACAAAAAUCGCAAUUUACAAAUCCAGCCAGCCUUUUUUAUGGCUUAAAAUUUACGGCAGCUAGUCUGAGAGACACCGGUGCUGAAAGAUGUUUUUAUCGUUUGUUGUUAAGGCCAGGCUGCCCACGAGGGUGUUGGCGUUGCACAGUUUAUGGGAUUGGGGAAGGCUGCUUCCAGAAGAGUCACUUUUGUGCACGUCUCUAGUUUUGGCUCAACAGCAAGUACCGAUGACGAGCAGUUCGAGAUGCGAGAAUUCGAUAUGCUUCACUUUACACUGCAAAAGUCGCCCAUUUUCAAACACACUGGUCUCUGUAAGAGAGAUCAGCACAGAGCAGGUACUCAAACCUGGCUUUCAAUGCGAACACAUGACUUUUAAGGGAGCUAUGAAAAAGACAAGAGAUUUACCUGCAAAUAGAAUCGUACGUUAUGGAAACUGAAGCCGUGCUUUUCUGCACAACAACUACAGUGUUUCUGUCAAAUUCAGGCAGCGUGUCAAUGCUAUAAAUGUAACGCAGGGUGGAAACUUGGGCACGUUGGCAGGACAUAAUGAAUGUAACAACAGCGUAACAGACGAGGAUUGACGAGAAACAGUGCUGACCUUCAAUGACAUCUAACAGCAAACCUGUCGCAAGUGAUUUGUCAUUUCAUAGUCAUCGACGCAGUUGAUAACUGCACCCUCGUGUAUGCAAUCCUCCAUGCCAUAUUUAUAUGGUCUUUGCUUCACUAUUAAAUAAUGCUUAAAGUUAGUGCCGUUCUUUGCCAGUCCUUGUCUGUUGUGCUGUACUUCAUUCACCAUAAACAUGACCGAAAUGCAUUCCAAUAGGCUGUUGCCACACAACCAGUCAAUACACAAUCACCAGUUAUGGAUGUUGCAUAGCCAGAAGACAAGGCUGCAAAUGUAAACUCCAAAGCGUCGGAAAUGCUACAAAGGUUCCCUGUAAGCUGUGGUUGCACAUUUAUUUGCCCGCAUUUUUAACAAAGAUUAACCGUACAGUGACCCGUGCCAGUCUUUUUCAACUAGCUUGAGAGUAAAUUCAGCACUUACUGCUGCUUCACUUGCUUAAAUUUUGCAACGUAACUGCACAAUUCGUUUAACCACUUACAAUAAACACUUGCCAUCAUUGUUUGCCUGUGUUGUGUGUAGGCGCUGGGAGCAGAUUAUUCUUCUUCUUCUUCUGCUGCUGUUUGCUUCUCUGGUGGUGAGCCAGCCAUGCGAUGGUGGUCUCUUGUGCAUUUUUGAUUGAGUGUCUCUGAACAACACAAAUUAUGCAUUGCCCCAUUGCAGAAUGUGAGCAGGAAGUGAAGCAGCAGAUAUGUAAAAAUUUGCUUUAUAAGACAAUUCAGACUGGCUACUGUACUGAGUUUGUAGUAGUUUUACGUACAGUUUUUCUUUCAAUUCAUGCACAGCCCAACGCAAGAGUAAGUAAUGUUUCUUUUUGUAGAUAUAGAACAAGCUCUGAGAUUUAGGGAGCAGUAGAGAUGUUAUCAGAAAAAUAUCUGCAAUAUCGCAGUAAGCACAUUCAGUUUGGCACUUUCCACCUCCAUGGCUGCGAGCCGAUGCAGUGUACACCAAGUACUUUCCUGUCUCGGAAAAGUGGGCCACUUGGAGAGCAUUCUUCUGGAAGCAGUUUUCCUACUGAAACACGCGGGUUCACAAGUGCUUGUAAGAUUUAGCUGAAGUGUUGAGAUGGUGCAAGAGUUUGGUGGCAGAGUUUCAACUGUUUGCAGCUCCGGAGAGAGCGCAUUAUUUUUGUAGGUGCGACGGUUGGCAUGGCCCGGGAAGAGGCUUUGGUUUUUGUACAUAGGCAAGUUGUCAUCUGCUGUCAUAUUCUGCAGUUGUGUUGCUCCUCAUAUUUCUCUUGCCCUGUUCUGCUAGCAGGAAUGAAAACUGACUGUGAUUUUCACUCGUUGAAAAAAAAAAAAUGUGGGACUUGUUGAACGUCGGUGGCUGGGAUUCUCCUCUCUCCCUCUUUCUGUCCCUUGGAAACUUCUGUUAAAGUCUUUGACUGACAACAUCUUCAUAACAGAAGAUUGCAAAAAAGUGAUUGCUACAAAGUCUGUUGUAAGUCUGUUGUGCCAUACGUACGUUCUGGGUACCGUUUGGGUGGCAAAAAAGUGUUGCAUAGCGUUCCUUGUUGUUCUGAGUUUUUUCAUUUGCGCUUCACCCGACAAUGGCUCCCUUUUGUUGAAGCCGCCAAUGCUCCCCAUGCAGUUUUAAAAUGCGUACGCUUGUCAUUUUUGUGUGCGUUUGUGCAAUGCUCAGUUUGACGAGUCUUCUUUUUUGCGAUUGGCUGUCUGUUCUGAGGAAGUUUCGUGUUGUCACUGCUCUGCUAACAAUUGUUCCCCAGUUCUUGCUUGACUCUCAAACGGCCACUUGGGAUGGUCACUUCAUUUGUAUUGUUUCUAUAUUUAACAAUUAACAAAGUUCUUAUUCAACUCCUGGAACUUAUGUCGUUUUCAAUGCAUUAAUGAACCACUUGGAUGAGGUAACUGCAAAAGGCAUGCAGGGCUCAUCCCGCGUCUUUUGUAAUAUAGGUAAUGUAAUGUAGCCACGCUCAUUUCUUGCUUGUUACUUUUCACAGGUCUGUGGGGAAAAAAGUUUGGUUCUGAAUGUUUCCUAUCAUAGAUGUCACUAGUAUUCACCUCUGAAAUAGCUGUUUUUUUUUAAUUUAUGCCGUGGCAUUUCGGAGUAUUGUGGCCCCCUAAAACCUUCUAACUUCACAGUGUAAGCACUGUACCAAAAUUUGCAGAUUGCACCCUUAAUGGUACUAGAAAGAACAGCAGGCUGACAAUGGAAUUCAGCGAUGCACCCAUUACGGAUCCUUCCUCAGAACAGCCCAGCAACAUAUACAUUGUACAAGUUCUGCUGUCUGUUUCGCAUUGCUCAAAGCUUUUUUUUUUGUUUUUGGCUUUGUUUUUUUUUUUGGUCAUCAACUUUGCCCAGAUCUCCGAGGGGAGAAGGUUAUUUUCCCUCAGCACCUUGUGCUUGUGUUGGCUUUUUUUUUUUUUUCCUGCCAAUUUUUGUCUUAGCCAUACAGGACAGCUGUCUAGUUUGUACAGAGCUUGAGUUAUUUUCUGCACCUGUCCAAGUGACCAACAAUGCGUUUAGUUACGUAUGCACUUAAUAAAAAUGAAUCCACAAAA
This is a messenger RNA of Rhipicephalus microplus (southern cattle tick), 13431 nucleotides long. RefSeq lists its product as uncharacterized. NCBI's taxonomy places the organism in Eukaryota, Metazoa, Arthropoda, Arachnida, Ixodida, Ixodidae. The record is from RefSeq and is a predicted model, not a curated record. Gene Ontology annotation, molecular function: chromatin binding.